Molecule: messenger RNA, 1477 nt
Organism: Dermacentor silvarum
Lineage: Eukaryota; Metazoa; Arthropoda; Arachnida; Ixodida; Ixodidae
Product: dermonecrotic toxin SPH
Exons: 6
Coding region: 268-1263 (331 amino acids)
Biological process (GO): lipid metabolic process
Molecular function (GO): phosphoric diester hydrolase activity
Source: RefSeq, a predicted model, not a curated record
GCUUCGCCUAGCUGCAUUCCUGCUCGAAUGCGGCUGCGAGCGCUGCAAGCCGAAGCGUUUUGUUUAUACCCUCCUUCGGGCGCGCGAAGUUUGGAAAGGCAUUCGGCCAUUGCUUUUCGGUAUACGUAGAUCGAUAACGAGAACGCAAAUACGCUUUCGUACGUGCUCACUGCCGGAGAUACUUCGACGACUGACACAAACAACGCCGGUGACGUCACAAUUUCGCAGAUUGACCGGCGCCUCGAGACGCGAGCGAUACAACGGAUCAUGCUGGUCGAGACUUCGCAGUUGCGGGCGAUCCUCGUUGCUCUGCUGACGGCUCCUCACCUCGUGAGCGGCUACAGUCGGAGACCCGUGUACAACAUCUACCACAUGGUGAACGCGAUCUGGCAAGUGGACGAAGCCAUGGACCUGGACGCCAACGCCAUCGAAUCGGACGUCACCUUCGAUACUAACGGCACCGCAUUAUGGUUCUACCACGGCGUGCCGUGCGACUGCUUCAGGUGGUGUCAGCGUUACGAACAAGUGCCUGCUUUUCUGCGGUACCUUCGGCGAACAACAGACGGGGGCAUAUACGAAAAGCGCCUCGCCCUGCUCUUUCUGGAUCUCAAGACUGGCAGUCUUUAUCCAGACAAGAAGUACGUGGCAGGCGUCGACAUUGCGAAAAAGCUCCUGCAUCAUCUGUGGCUUGGAGUCUCUGUCAAGAAGGCGAUGAACGUCUUGCUGGCAGUGCCCAGCGUCGACGAUAGAGAAGUGCUCCGGGGAGCGAUACAGACCAUCCAUCGCCAAAUGCCCGACAUGAUCGACAAGAUAGGAUUCGACAUCACCGACAACGACGAGCUGAACACUAUUGAGAAGAUGUACCGGCAACUCGGGAUACGAGGUCAUCGGUGGCAAGGAGACGGUGCCUCGAACUGCGUCUCUUUCCUGCGACCUACCGGCAGGAUGUACAGCGUCGUCGCAAACCGCGACGCGGGAAAAUCAUCCACCUUCAUCGAGAAAGCUUACCAGUGGACCAUCGAUAUUCCGCAGCAGCUCCGACUGUCCCUCAGGAGAAACGUGGACGGCAUAAUCACCAACAGACCGGACCUCUUGGCAAGUAUUCUCAAGGAGAACGAAUUUCGAAGCACGAUGCGACCCGCCAACGUCUCCGACAGCCCGUGGACUCGUUUCGGAUGCCGAUACAACUGCGAAAGCAAGCCCUUCAUUUCAAUGGACGUUCUGAGUAACGACAAAAUCGUUGGGGCUACCAUACCCGCUUAGCUCAACCAGUGAGGAUGCCUAUAUAGAACGAAUGAGUGUUCCCAGCAGUGUCGCCCGAAAUUCCCUGCACGAUAUUGCCUGCAUAGAAAGCAGCCGAGCGUGCAGCCAUGCUGUCCAGGAAUGCCUGCCGACGCGCGACAAGUGUUCAUCGCAUGUCCACCCACAAGGUCUUCCAGCCAGAGCACGUGUUCCAAUCAGUAAAAUUAAGCGACCA